Messenger RNA from Python bivittatus (Burmese python), 2814 nucleotides. NCBI's taxonomy places the organism in Eukaryota, Metazoa, Chordata, Lepidosauria, Squamata, Pythonidae. The record is from RefSeq and is a predicted model, not a curated record.
GGAGUGGUGAUGGGGGCACUGUUGGAAGAUCCGAAGGACCAGGUUGGGGACGGUGUAUUUGGUCACUGAGAGCUGAUGAUGGCACGUGAUCAAGCAAUCAGCUCCCCAGACCUGUUGCUGCCAUUUAGACAGCAAGGAGGUCACGUUCACUGUGGGGGAACAAGGGCUCAUGUUUCGCUGGGCCGGGAAAGUCCGUCACGGCAACCGGCUUGGUCCCUGGAGACUGAGGGAGGGCAAGCCCUUUGGGUGCCCAGGAGGAGCCGAGGCUGUAGGAACCGGGCUGCGCUUGGCUGGCUGCUCCCCACCCACCACAGCACAACUUCUGCUUUCUGCCCCACCAAGAGAGCGCCAGCUACACUCCGCCAGCCGGCUGCCGUUCCUUUUUCUCUGCCGUUCCAAGGCUGCUCCUGGGCACAGCCGCGCUCCCCAAUGUCUGAGGGUGUGACCUACGCUGACCUGCAGUUUGCAAGAAGCCCCCCGGAGAAAAGCCAGUGGGAAGAGCCCAACGAAGGGGAGCUCACCUAUGAGAACGUCCAGGGACCCUGGGCACAGGAGGAGGCGGUGGCAGGUGGCCCCCUGACGAGUGUCCAAGACCUGCCUCUCUGGCCAAUUUCAUGUCACCUCUGGAGCCCAGUGACAAACCGCCAAAUGCUGGGAGCCCUGACGGUCUUCCUCUUCCUUCUGGCCGCCAACAUAGGACUUGGCAUCCAAUACUUGCAGGCCUCCCAGCAGCUGCAACAAGCGUCCCGAGACCACGUGGCCGAGCGCCACGUCCUGGGAGAAGAGCUCCACGCCCUGCGAGUCAGCCUGGAGGAGAGCCAGCACCGGCGCCGGGCCCAGGAGGAGCUCAACUCCACCGCGGUGGCCCUUUGGGAGAGCCGGGCGGCAGAGAACCAGACCCGGCGGCAGCUGCAGCGCCAGGGACUCUUGCUGACCCGGGCCAACCACAGCCUGGCUCUGCUGCAGACGGAGAGGGAGAGCGCGGAGGCCAGCCUGAGCCAGGCCACCUCUUGCCAGCAGAUCGGUACGUUCCUGGCCCUGGCUCCUCUGUGGGAGCUUUCAAGCCCCUGUUGGCCGUGUCUGUGUGUGUGUCUGUGUGUGUGUCUGUGUGUGUGCGCUCGCGCUCCUUUCCUGUUUCAGUGGAAGGGCCUGCACUGCUGGGGGCAACUGCUGGAAAGCUUCCCUGGACAGGAGGGUGAAGGACGGGCAGCGAGGGCUGGGAUAGCGAUCUGGGUGGGUGAGUCCAGGAAACUGCGGCGAGGGCACGCGGGGGCACCCGUUGCUUCUCCAUAUUUGCCAGCUUGUGGGGAUGAGCUGCCCCCCCAGCCUCCGACCCGGGCCUGUCCCCGAGCCCCCUUUCCCUUCCCUCCUCCCUCAGAAGGCCUGCAGGCGUCGAGCCAAAAGAAGACGUGGGAAGAGAGCUCGGACGCCUGCAAGCGGAUGACCUCGCAGCUGCUCGUCCUGAAGCCCUGGUCGGCGAGAGCGCUGUGGGAGGCCGUCGGCGACGCGUACGGCGAGAAUCGCUGGGACAUGUUCUGGGUCGGACUUCGGUGUGAGGGUCGGAACUGCAAGUGGGUGGACGACUCCCCCUACCGAGGAAGUGAAAUCUCGUGGACCAGUUAUCAGUAUUAUCCAUUUGUAUCCAUGCGCAAUGGACAUCUGCAGAGGGUAUGGUCUUCGACAAGGGCUAAGUACAUCUGCGAGAAGGCAGCCAGUCCUGAGCCCCCCCCCGAACUGAGAGAUGGAUCUCUGUCCAUCUGGUUGUCUCCUCCUCCACAAUUGGUCAAUGUCCUUCCUAAAAUGGGCUGCAGCAUUCUAGGUGCGGUUCGGCCAAUGCAGAACAGAGGAGCAGUGACGUCUUUUGGACUUGGCAUUACGCUUCUGUUAACGCAGCCUGGAACUGCCCUGGCUAUCCUUGCUGCUGUAUCACACCACCGGCUCAUCUUCCGCUUGUGAUCCACCAAGACCCCCAGAUCCUUUUCAUAUACUGUUUCAGUAUAUGCUUUUCGUUUAGGGAUGGACAUUCAAGAGACUGUGCAUUUGUUUAGACCAUAAACAACAGGAUGUGGGAGAAUAAGCUGAAACUAAAUUCGGACAAUACGGAGUUGCUGCUGACUCUGGCGACCGGCUCCAGAGCGACGAUGAAGUCCCUGUUCUGAAGGGGGUGGCUGCCUUCGUUAAGGAACAAGUUCACAGCCGAGGACUCUUCCUUUAUCCAGAACCGAUCCUGGAUAGCUGGCAGGGGCUGUCAACAAUGUCAAAACGGCGGGCAUGACCAGGCGGUCAAAGUCCCACCCCUUUUUAUGCGCUUGGAUGGAUGCAACAUGCACUUCAAUUACCUGCUCAUGCCCACCAUUUUGACAUUGUUGAUGGCCCGUGUAACAGCUGUGGCAAGGGGAACUUCUUCUCAGCUUUACCUGGAGGAGAAAAAUGCCUUGUUCCAGAGGUAUAUGCACUGGUGACCUCCAAGUCGGAUUACUACAAAAGGCUCUGCAUGGAACGGCCCUUGAAGAUGGUCUGGAAAUUACCUCUGGCACAGGCACAGGGCCGUAGGUGCUGAGUGGCACCUCUAGGAGGUGUCAGGUCUCCUCCGGGUUGAAGCGGCUUAGUCACAAGUUGCUGCCUGAGCACAAUUCAAGGUGCGCAUCUUCACUUCAGCACCUGAUGCGACUUUUGCCCAGUGAUUCGAAUUUUAAGGAUUUUGUGUUUGGUUCUAAUGCACUUUUAGAACUGUCAGUGAUUUUUAGAACUGCAUGUGUUAUAUAUAUUGGAAUGGGUGGCAUAUAAAUGUAAGAAUAAAUGAAAUACUUUUUG